Messenger RNA from Enterobius vermicularis (human pinworm), 2787 nucleotides. The record is from the annotation of a GenBank genome assembly. Lineage: Eukaryota; Metazoa; Nematoda; Chromadorea; Rhabditida; Oxyuridae.
CUGUGGGAGCUUUUCAAGGUCAAGGCAAUAAAUUUUCAGAAUGGUUCUGAAAAAGUUAAUGGCGAUCAACAAAACGACCUGUGUAGUUCGACAGUUGAUGCAAGCCCAGUGUGCGAUACGUCGUCAUCGCUUCUCGGACUUCAGCAUAUUUCUAACGGAGGUGAAUCACAAACGCCGAGUGCCAGUGCUGCACCUUCACUUUAUGGUGAUGAUCAGCACCCGUCCUCUUCUUCAGGAUACGGCGAUGAGCCGAUAUCAUCGUUUGAAGAAGCGAGUAAUAUGGAUACUCGUGCUAGUGGUUCUGAUGUGUCAACCCAACCGAUGACACCAUCGUCCAAUGAAGGGGCUUCACCUGCCGUUCACACGAAACGAAGAAGAGAUAGGUCGACAGCUCUUUCACGUUUUUGCGAACAAGUUGACCCCGGCGGUAAAGGACAGUGCCGACAACGAGCAAUAUUGAACUACAGGUAUUGUAUUAGGCAUAUCUUAAUGGAUCCAGAAGCACCGUAUCGCCGCUGUCAGCAUAAAAGAAAGCCAAAAAGUAAGAAGGACGAAAAUCUCUAUUGCACGAAUGCAAUAAAGAAUAGCGAGUCUUCUAUUUAUUGUAGUACUCAUAUGAUCAUGAAUGGUAUGAAAGAGCCAAAAAAGAAGAAGUCAGUUGUAACGCAGUCUGAUGGCAGGGCUGAAAACGAUGGGCAGCGCGGGACAUGGAGCAGUGAGGAUGCUCAAAGCUCUUCGCAACCAACGACAUCUUUGCCACCCAUCGAGAACUUUGAGCAGUCACACUAUAACGAUGGAGAACGUUGGGGUUUUGAUAACGUAGCUGAGCCUUCUCGAGUGGAGGAAGUUGUAACGCCGGUUGCCACUACUGCUCCUCCUCCUCCACCACCACCGCCUCCUCCUCCUCCUCCCCCCCCUCCUCCUCCCCCUCCUCCUCCACCUCCAUCUGCCUCUUCUCAGGAACCAUUUAGGAGUCAAGAAACUUUUGCUGGGAAUAAUUACAGGCCUUCUAUUGUACAACGAUCUUUUUCACAACCAAUGCGUACAUCAUCUAGUCUACCUUCUGUGUUUGAAAAACCUUCGUCUAACCUCGGGACUUCUAGUCAAAUAGUUGAUGAAUCUUCUUGUUCUUCGAUGUCUUCUUCGCUACAACAAAAAUCAGUUAUGAUUUGUGGACAGGGGCCUGGGCUUGCGCCUCAUAGUCUGCAGCAGCCAACUCACUCGUACAGUGGGGCGCCACAGGCUCCUAGUUUAUCCAAACAACAUCAGCUGUUAGCGAAACUUCUUGUGCAGUCGUCACCAGCUCCACAGCAGAGUGUAUAUCCAGUGGUACCUCCAGCUUCAGCUCCUGCCACCUUAACACCUCGACCGGAUCUUCCAGUGACUGCAGUGCCACCAAAUGCUAAUUUACCCUACGCUCCUCAAAUUUUGAGGCCUUCAAUUUUCCCAAGCAAGAAGUAUUAUUCCAUAGAAGGUCUAGAUGAUGAUGACGAAGAAGAUGAAAAAGCAGAAUUUUCCCAAGCUCAAACGAAGCCGGCACUUAUUCAAUUAAAGCAGAAGCGUCACCGCACGAACAUGCUUGGUUUGUAUCGAAGCAUACCUAGUGUUAACAAGCUUUGCGAUUUGUUAGAUGACUAUGACUGUGAAAACAUGGACUUAUUCCCUUGUGGACUUGAACCAUCUGAUGACGAGGACUCCGACAAUGAAAUGGAACGUGAGUCAUCUGCGCUCAAGCGGCAAAUGUUUGACAGUGCAGAGAACACUGCUCCUGAAGUCUAUCUUCUUAAAAAACGACUAAGAUUGGAUCGUAGUCUUUUGACAAGAGAAGCACAGAUUAAUGCUUUCGUAAUGAUGGCUGCGAAACAAUAUCCUAAUAGCGUUGGAUUAGUGCUGUCCCAUCGGGGCUCUCGUACCUGCGUUUUUCCACGUGAUCGUAACCGACGAUGUUGUUAUACGUUUUCUGAUGGUUGCACUAGAUGUUCUGAGAAUGCAGUGCCGAUGAGCAACCAUUGUAAGCGGCAUAUUUUGUAUAAUAUCGACCAGAAACUUUUUUCAUAUUGCUCUGAAAGUUGCUGCAGCGAACCCGUUUUGUGUGUCGAUGCUUUAAUAACAAAUGGUGUUUGUCGGCAGCAUUACGAAAUGUCGCUUUGCAAUACAGAUGCAACUGUGCCAUCUGUAGUUGAUUCUGUAAGACAUGACCCUGGCUUGCUUCCAUUGAAUCCUUUAAAUGACUCACCUAUUGAAUCUGGUGGUGGUUUGCCGCCGUUUGGCUUUGUUCCGCAUGACCCAAUGUCGUUGUCAUAUAACGAUGCUUUUACCACUUUGGACCAGCGUAAUGAAUUUGGACAGCCAGCGGAUUUCGGUGAUACUGAAGUGUCCGACGUCGAUAUGUUUGACUCCGUCGCCAAAGAUUUUGGCUUUCCUGAUGUCGAUACAAUGCUAGCUGACUUGCCAUCGGAAGGUGAGGAUCCCUCAGUGUUGCUGCAUGACCGAUCAGCAGGAAGCAAAGUUAGCGACAAUUUGGUUCUUGGAUCGUAUAGCAUUAUACCAGAUCCUCACGAUGGUGAGUUUUGGGAAGAUAUGGCUCAAAUAAUGCGUUCUGAUGGAUUCCCUGCUAACUCACUGACGCCGCCUAUGUACAGCGCUGAAACCCCAUCACCAAUGAUGCCGCAGUCAUCAAAUAGUUCUACAGGCUCAUAUAAUCCGUCUCCAUCUCCUGCACAGACCUCUCGUUCACAUCCGCAACCAAUACCUGCCGCAUGUAGUUUGCUUUCUCGUCGUUCUUAA